Messenger RNA from Leptinotarsa decemlineata (Colorado potato beetle), 2831 nucleotides. RefSeq lists its product as uncharacterized. NCBI's taxonomy places the organism in Eukaryota, Metazoa, Arthropoda, Insecta, Coleoptera, Chrysomelidae. Gene Ontology annotation, cellular component: ciliary basal body; centriole; ciliary transition fiber. Gene Ontology annotation, biological process: establishment of epithelial cell polarity; cilium assembly. The record is from RefSeq and is a predicted model, not a curated record.
AAUAUGUUUGUUGUGUCAUCAACCAAAAUCCGUGGAAGCCGUGUUGAAGUUAUUUAAAUUAUUAUAACUGAGAAAUGGAUUUUGAUUUGGACGACGCUUUAGACAGCGACGACAGUUUUUUCGAAGAUCCUAAAGCUCUCACCAAGCGAGCAAGUUUAACGAAAACGCCAGAAAAAAAAUCCCUGGAUAGUUUAUUCGGUUUAGCAGAUAAAAGUUCAAAUGAUAUCGUAAGUAAAAACGAGAGCGGUUUCCCCAGUAAACCCAAGCAAACCGUCAAAUUCGAAGAUUCUGUGCCUGAGACGGAAAAGAACCCCACCAUUUCCAGAAAACCCAAAGACGAUUGGCUUCUUGAUUCUACAAAUUCACCAGGUGAUAAAGGUAAGAAGACUGAUUUUUUAGAAGACAUUUUGUCGAUCAAGCCUAAGGCUGCCAAACCGGAGAGGAAAGUUACUUCCCUGGAAGAUAUACUGAAAGAAAGCAAAGUCACUGCCGGUCCAAAGACUUCCACUUCCUUGAAAGAUAUCAAAACAUCGGAAAAAGAAACAUCCGGAGAUUUUGGUUUGUUCUCAUCUGGUGCGAAUAGGGAAAGAAGGAGGGGUAGAAGAGGGUCAGCAACUGGUGUAGAAGACACUCUGGGGUUGGGAUUGUUUCAGGAUGAGUUUCAGUCUGGAGAUUUCUUUAGCAAAGACAAAAAAACUGGACCGAAAACGGAAGAUUUCUCGAGUAGAAAUAAGACUGUUAGUGACACAGGAAUUCCAGAUUGGCUUGGUGUUACAAAUAAAUCUGAAACAACAUUCACGGAACGAAGUGAGAAGAAAACCAGUGAAAGUACUCCGAUCAAACAGGCCCCAAAACCCACAACCGCAGACAGCGAGAAACUCAUCGAGAAAAUACCUCCAAAAAACAUUGAGAGUACCAGCUCUGUUGCAGUGGAAGACUUUCCGUCCCAAUUGAAACCUCAACAUAUAAAUAUGGAGUUGCAAAACACUUUCGCUUCCUUGCAGCAGCAAGAAUCGCUGUUGUUGGUUUCGAUGCAAUUCAAAAAGUACGAGGAAGCCUUGAAAGAUAUCAAAAAUCAGCAGCAAGAAAUUCUCGGCAAGCAGGACAAGCAAUUCAACGCGCUGAUAGACGAGUAUAUAAUGAAACAGCAGGUCGUAGAAAAUAAUAUCAGGUUACAGCAGGAGAGGAUCAAUAAUCAGAUACAGAUGUUGAUCUCAACCCCUCUGACCGCGCGAAACGAGAAAAUUAAUGAAAGGAAGGAUGAGGAGGAGGAAGAUCAGGAAGAUUCUUGGAUGCCCGAAAUUAUUAAUAAAAUGAAACAGCGUCAUAACGAGGAAAUGUUUGUGAUGGAAGAAUCGUACAAGAAACAGAUCGACUUGGUAGAAAAAUCAAGUUCAGCGCUAGAGGAUAAGCUUCAGAAUGAAUUGAAAACCAUGUCGGAGAUUUUUGACGAAAAAGUUACUGCCCUAAGAAAGAAACAUGAAGAAGAAAUCGCACAUUACGAAGAGAAAAUGAAGGAAUGUAAGCAAAAACAUAGCGAAGAAAUUAAAUCGCUGAGGGACAACCACAGAAAGGUAAUAGAAGAAAUUAAGUUGGACCACGACAACCAAAUCGACUAUAUCAAAGAAAUGAAGCGAAAGGAACAAAAUAUAUUGGAAAAUGGCAGCAUACUCACCGAAAAAAUCGAUAGUGGUAUUGAAAUGUUGACUAGCAGCACGAAAACUCUUCAAGAAAUCGAAGAAAAAGUCUAUCAAACACACGACGUCCUUGCUAUAGCCAGAGAAAAGUCAAUUGAGUCAAAAGAAAAGGAAAUCGUACUAAUGAGAAACACUUUACAAAAAUGCAGAGAUUCAGCCGAAAAUGAAAGAGCUCAGCUAAUGGCUUUGGUGAGGAAUCUAGAGACCAAAAUUGCUGAACAGAGUGCUAACGCUCAAGAAGAUAGAUGGGCUCUUCAACAGGCUGCUGCUACUCUAUCUGCCAGAGCAACUGCCCUAGAAAGAGAAGCAGAAUUCAACAGAAAUUCAAUCGAGAGAGAACGAGAACAAUUGAAGACUCUAAAGGAAUCGUUACUAGCGGAACAAGAAAAAAUGAUCACGCAACUAACCGAAGAAAAACUUUUAAUAAGUACCGAAAAAGUAAGACUGGAGACUUCCAGUAAAUUGACCACCAACUUCGAAGCCGAAAAAGCGAAAAGAGAAGCAGAAACUGCCAUUCAAGUGACCAAAGAACUCACAGAGAAGGUGAACCAAGAGAGGGAGGCUCUCUUUCGCCAAAAAUCAGAACUGGAAACUGCUAGAAGAAACCUUGCCGACAGAGAAAGAGAACUGACAGAGAAAGAAACCGAACUUGACUUGUUGGUACAAGAAACGAACAGAAAACUGAAAGAGAACCGAAAACUUCUUACAAAUGCCAAAAGGGUGGAGAAUAUAUACAAUGAGAGACUGCAAGAGCUGCAGAAUCAAUGGGUGUCGAUUUCGAAUAGGGAGAAAAAAUUAUCUGAGGAAAAGAUACAAUUAUCCAAAGAAAGAUUGGCUUUGUAUACUUCUUCGAAAACGUCCAAAACUAAAAAUUGCGUGCUCUGUAAACCUGAGGAAGUAUUAUUACACCACGAAGGAACUUCCGCCUCGAAUAUGAAUAUACAAGAUGAUAUAAUUGCUACCACGGGUUUAGAUACAAGUACAUUACGGAUGCGACUGGAAGCCUGUGAUGAUGCUGAAAGUGAAGUGAGUAAAGAAGAAAGUAACUCAGCGAAAAUUAAUGUUUUGCUGGUGUAGUUGUAAAUAUUCACAUCAGCUAUUUUUAUAAGCAAUUAAAGUUUUUGUUAAAGAUUA